GGUGUAUGUGUGUGUGUGUUGGGGGUGGGGUGGGGGAGCCAUCUGGUACCUUAGUAGCAUCCAAAACAUCAUCAGCCAUAACGACAGAAAUGGCCAGUCAGUCCCAGGGUAUCCAGCAGCUCCUGCAAGCCGAGAAGCGGGCGGCUGAGAAGGUGGCAGAUGCCAGAAAGAGGAAGGCCCGGCGUCUGAAGCAGGCAAAGGAGGAGGCACAGAUGGAGGUGGAGCAGUACCGUAGAGAGCGGGAGCAGGAAUUUCAGAGCAAGCAGCAGGCGGCCAUGGGCUCCCAGGGGAACCUGUCGGCUGAGGUGGAACAGGCUACAAGACGCCAGGUGCAGGGCAUGCAGAGCUCUCAGCAGAGAAACCGAGAACGCGUCCUGGCCCAACUUCUUGGCAUGGUUUGCGACGUCAGGCCCCAGGUCCACCCCAACUACCGGAUUGCUGUCUAGGAUCCACUGUAGGGCCUGACUGUUCCCUUCCAUUUCCCUUUCUCAAAGAAAUCCCCCAAUCAAAAUUACCUCCCACUAUCUUCCCUGCUUAUUUCCCACUUUCUCUCCAUUCCCUGGAAAUUCUAGGGGCAAGAUCCAAUAAUUCUGUGACAUUUAGAAGUUAUCCUGUUCAGAUCUGAAUCUCCUUAUUGUUCUUUAACCUUCACUGGGACCUUGUAAACUCCCAAGUCACCCUCACCCAACUCCUCUUAAAAUUUGUAGUGUGGAGAAGUCAGGAUGUGGAAAACACUUUGGUUUCAGAGCCUGGGACACUGAGGUCCCUUUCCCAACCCUGCCACUUGCUGGGACAGGACAAGCUACUUAACCUGUAGUCCAGUGUCCUCCCCUACAGGACUGAAAUAAUGAUGACGAUGACGGCAACGACGUUACCUACCUUAUAGGGUUGCUGCAAUGAUUAGGGAUCACUCUGUUAAAAGCCUCGCAUGGUUUUUGGCAUACAGUAGCUGUGAUUCAAUAAAUGGCUGCUUUAUGGCAUUAUUACUACUCCCUGCCCACCUGCCAAAACCUAAACACAGCUGUUUCCUCUUAUUUGUCCAUGGCUUUCUAAUUCUACUUAUUCAUUCUGUGAAUCUAAUAAUUCUCUGAAGAAUUAGUUCUUCCUGCUUCUUUCCUCCCAGAGCUUUAUGAUCCCUGAAAAGUAAUGAAGACCUCACUUAGCCUCUCUACUGUGAUUCCAGGAAGAUGUUGAAUUUGUCUUUUUGUCUCUAAGUUAUGUUAUGUCUUUAUUGGAUUUCCCCUUUUCCGAUUUCCCCAAAGACCCAUCAGAUGCUCACUGCUUCCUGAGACCUAAAUUGUUGCUAUGUUCCCUUGUAUGCAUGGCUUUCCUUUCUGCAUUCUCAAUAUCCUUCCCUUUGUAACAAUGAAAAAGUGUCAAUAAAGGAACUAUGGGCAAAUCAA
Molecule: messenger RNA, 1403 nt
Organism: Mustela erminea (ermine)
Lineage: Eukaryota; Metazoa; Chordata; Mammalia; Carnivora; Mustelidae
Gene: ATP6V1G2
Product: ATPase H+ transporting V1 subunit G2
Exons: 3
Coding region: 6-446 (146 amino acids)
Biological process (GO): proton transmembrane transport
Cellular component (GO): vacuolar proton-transporting V-type ATPase complex
Molecular function (GO): proton-transporting ATPase activity, rotational mechanism
Source: RefSeq, a predicted model, not a curated record